This is a messenger RNA of Aspergillus candidus, 2805 nucleotides long. RefSeq names its product putative raffinose synthase protein Sip1. NCBI's taxonomy places the organism in Eukaryota, Fungi, Ascomycota, Eurotiomycetes, Eurotiales, Aspergillaceae. Bases 1 to 2805 code for a protein of 934 amino acids. The record is from RefSeq and is a predicted model, not a curated record. The transcript has 2 exons.
AUGCAGGCCAAAGCGGGGAAGACUACGUCACUUCCCAUCACCGGCCCGGGCCCCAAUUCUACCCCAUCACGGAUUCAUUUCGCAAGUCCGGCGCAGAUGGGAUUGUUCUCUCGAGUGACAUGUUAUCCACCUCUGGGACAAGUCACCUGUGUAAAGAGACCAUACAAAACGCUGGGUCGCAACGAUGAAGAUGUUAUUCGGUUCACAGUCGUUAUAGAAUCAAGCAAUACAUUUCCAGAGCAGAAUUUGGAAGCGCAGAUAUGGCAUAACGUCGCUGGUCCUGAGUGGGGAGCGCUUCUGCUCGAGAAGUGCUCCUCCUCUACUGCGCCGUUGAUGAACGGGGAUGAGAGCAGCUACAGCAAUUACCGUUAUGUAUUUGCUGGACAGAUAGGUCUUUCACGGAAUGGAGGAGCGGCCCAGUUUACGGUUCGGUUUCGAGCGUGUCCCGACGCCGAUUGGGAGUGGGUGAACGAGAAGUAUCAUGUAGCGGACGGAGAACUCGUCUUCAACGCCGAAGAAUCCCAGUUCAACCUGAUGUCUGAAUUGCCGAAUAGCGAAGACCUUGCCAGGUACUUUGAGAAGCUUUCGUCUGAGAUUCGGGUUGAACCGCGCCAAAGUGAAUCCCCCGGUUCGAGGCUAUGGUGUCUUUCAGGGAAGGCUGAUCCUGCGGAGGGGUCACAUUCGGGGUUGACCAAUAUCUCACUUGGUGUUCCCUCUUCGGUAAAUCGAUAUUUUGCGCUAGUGCGGUCGUGGACUCCGUGGCUGGCCCCCAGACACGGUAAAGAAAAGCUGAAGUUGAAUGAGGACGCACUGUUCUGUUCGUUCCUUCGCUUGGAUGGAGUGCACGUUGUCCUUCUGGCGGUAUCCGGAGUAAAUAACGUGACGACUUUGUUGAGAUCCGGAGACCACGGAGAGGUCACUGUCAAAGCGCAAAGUGAUAACACCGAUGCAUCGGACUUCCAGGUCCUCGCUUCUGUCGCGGAUGAUUUCGAUAUAGCCAUGUCUGCCGUCGUAUACGAGGCGCGGAAGCUGACGAGACCGUAUUCUACCGAUGGCCCAGCCUAUCGAGUCCCAACUCCGGUAUCGCCCCCUGGAGACGACGAGGUCCUGGUAGAGAAGGACCCUCACGCACAAUGGUUAUCCGAGUGGUAUGACGGACUGACAUACUGCACUUGGAACGGGAUAGGCCAGGACCUGACCGAGGACAAGAUCCUCAACGCGUUAGACACGUUGAAAGCUGAGGAGAUCAACAUCGGCAGUCUUAUUAUCGAUGAUAAUUGGCAGACUCUAGAUGGCGAGGGCGAGUCACAAUUCAAGCGUCGAUGGAAACAUUUCGAGGGCAACCCGAGCGCCUUCCCACAGGGGCUCAAGAAAACUACAGAUACGAUCCGUCGUGUGCAUCCGAAAAUUGAACACAUUGCCGUCUGGCAUGCAUUGCUCGGCUACUGGGGUGGCAUCUCCCCCGAUGGAGACAUCGCGAAGAAGUAUAAGACUAAAGAAGUGAGCAUUGAAAAUCCGGCUGCAGGAGGGCCUAUGGCUCAGGCAUUCGAAAGAGGUUCGCUGCUAGCCGUGCAUCCGGAUGAUGUCCAGAAGUUUUAUGAUGAUUUCUUCGGUUACCUUACAUCCGUUGGCGUGGAUAGCGUCAAAACAGACGCGCAAUUCUUUCUGGAUCUUCUGCAAGAUCCAGAGGACCGACGCAAUUUCUUGAACGCUUACCAAGACGCUUGGUCUAUUUCAUCAUUGAAGCAUUUUAGCUCGAGGGCUAUAUCGUCCAUGUCGAUGUUCCCUCACGCUAUCUUCCACUCCCAGCUCCCGACUAACAAACCCAGCAUCCUUCUCCGAAACUCCGAUGACUUCUUUCCCGACAUAUCUGACUCUCACCCAUGGCAUGUUUUCUGUAACGCGCAUAACGCCCUUCUGACGAGAUUUUUGAACGUGAUUCCUGACUGGGACAUGUUCCAGACUAGUCAUCCGUACGCCUCUUUUCACGCGGCCGCAAGAUGUGUGUCUGGCGGCCCGAUCUGCAUUACCGAUGUGCCAGGCGAGCAUGAUCGAUCGUUGAUCAAUGAGAUCACAAUGCCUACUGUUGAUGCACGAACGGUCACCCUGCGGCCAAAUCUCGCGGGACGCACACUUGACAUGUAUCAUGACUUUAACGAGCGUCACAUCCUGCGUGUGGGUAGCUACACCGGGUGGGCACGAACCGGUAGUGGAAUAAUAGGAUUGUUCAACAUCUCAGACGUUAGCAGCUCCGCCAUAGUUCCUCUGAUGGAUUUCCCGGGCAUCCAUGAGGGCUACACUGGCCAAUACAUCGUUCGAGCGCACUCAAGCGGCAAAAUCACCCGACCGAUGCAGCCAGCGGCGCAUGAUUCCUUAGUAUCCGUGCAACUGGAGCCAAAAAGUGCUGAAAUCCUCACCAUGUACCCACUCCAAUCUUUCAGAGUUCGAAGAGGACACGGGCGAGAAACGAAAGUUGCCAUCCUCGGACUACUAGGCAAAAUGACCGGCGUCGCAGCUCUCGGGACCUCGGACAUUGAAGUCGAGACCAAUGGGCGGCUCAGAUUUGAAGUCCGCCUCAAAGGCCUCGGGCAAUUGGGGAUCUAUUUUUCUGAUCUGCGUGACUGGGACAUCGACGAUCACAUUAUGGUGAUGAUACUGGGUGAACCUCUGCCCCGGAAGACAGUGUGGAAGCAGGGAGGCAAUGAAUCUACAGUCCUGAUGAUAGACGUGUUGACGGCAUGGAAAGACCUGGGCCUGAGCCCAGGAUGGAGUAAUGAUGUACUGGUACAAGUUUUUGUCGGUUAA